AUGGAAAGUGAGUUACAAGAGGUGUGUCUAGAGGUAGAGUUGACAUCACGUCAAGGGUUAAAAAAUAGCUUAGAGUGUAUGACAGCAGAAACUCUAAGAGUAUUAUGUCAGGCUGAAGGUUUUUCAGAGGUGGGGGCAAAAAAGGAGUUAGUUGAGAGGUUAGUAGGGAGAGUAGUUAGUAAAGCAAAAGGGAAAGGAAGAGUGGAAGGCUGUAGUCAGGAUAGGGAUUUCUGGGAUGAGAGGAUGAGUUUAGAGUCGGAGGAUGUAGUUCGUGAUACAGAUGAAAAAAGAAUAGAAAAUGAGGCUAAUGCUGAAGUUCAAAAUGACUCUCUGUCUGAUUCACGAUAUAUUGUAUUAGAGAAAUUAUUAGAAAAGACUGUACAGGCAACUUUAGGAAAGGCAUUAGAGGAUUUUAAAAGUGGUGCAAGCUUGGAAGCUACUAGAGCCUUUAUGCUGAGAGUAGCCAACAAGGAGAGAUGGAAUGUUGCUGCGAGUAUUAAGAAUCCAGCGAAUGAUGACCCCAUAGAAGCUUAUUUUCAUGAGAAAUUGGCCAAUGCUAGGCAAUCAGCCAGAAAUAAGUGA
Molecule: messenger RNA, 582 nt
Organism: Cetraspora pellucida
Lineage: Eukaryota; Fungi; Glomeromycota; Glomeromycetes; Diversisporales; Gigasporaceae
Source: the annotation of a GenBank genome assembly